GUUUUGACUUGCAAAUGUGCGCUUAGAACUUUAUCGUGCACUGAAGUGUUUUAUAAUGCUCCUGUAUCACUAAAUGUGUAUUUGCUUCUUUUGUGAGUGCACUUGAGAUAUCAUGUCCUCCAGACCGCGUCCCGUGACAGCGACAGUAACGAAGCCACGGUGGAUGGAUAUAGCAGAUGCUGAUGCCAUAGCGUAUGCACAUCGCCAUUCACUCGAUUCAUCGGGGUCUACAGAGUCGCUGACAUCCAUUCUCGGCCACAGCAGCUACGAGAGCAUUCCAAGUGAGGAGGAGGAAGAGCGAAUAAGACAUGAGGCGUAUUUUGAACGGAAUGCACGUCUAGAGAAAGAAUUUCGAGAGCUGAACAAGAAGGUGGAGCAGAUAGUGAUUACUGAUCGUAAAACUGCAAGCGACCCCAAGCUGUCCUCCUGGGAAAUGUGGAUCAUUAACAAAACAAAGGAAGACAGGUAUAUCAAGAAACUUAACCAGCAAAAGGAACGAGAAGAAAGGCUGAAAAAAGAAGACGAAGAGAGAGAGAAGCAGAAGAAAUUAAAAGAAGUUGAAAAGAAGAUACAGAAGUGGAUUGAGAAGAAAAAUGGAGAAAUGAAGAGGCAGAAAAGACUGCAAAGGGAGGAAGCACUGAAGAAAGAGAUGGAUAAAAAAAGGCAAGAGCAGCAGACUGUUGAAAAGGCUCAGGAAAAGAUUCAGAAAUGGAUGGAGAAGAAACAAAGGGAUGAGUGUUUAAGGAAGAAAGCAGAAAAACUCAGACAGCGGGAGGAGAAAAAGAAAAAGGCACAGAAAAAGAAGGAAGCUGAAGAAGAAUACGAGAAGUGGAAGAAGAUGGCCAAGAAGAGACCAAAAUCAGCACCCAGCAGUGUCGGCUUCAUAGGAGGCAAGCUCACCCAAUACCAUGACACCGGGGCUUAUCCAACUCCUAGUUACUGCAACCCAAUACCAUGGCAACCAAUCCAUAUACCCACCGAGAAGAAGACAGAUAAGCCGAAACGACCAAAGCCAAAGAAAUAUGUGUGGAAUCCAAACAAAUAUUACUGAAUUACUAUUUUAAUUUAUUUUCCUGUAUUACAUACAUGUAUCAAGCUGUGAUAGGUAUACCGGUAGGUACAGUGCAGUGUCUAGUAGUAGCAUUUACCUAAGUUAAGACGUGGUGACACAAAUUUUAUUUGUUGGUUUGUGGAUGAACUAAUGUGCCAUUUUCAUAUGUAGAAUAAAAACAAAAAAGUUUAUAAUAAAAAUAUAGAUUAAAUUCUAGUGAACAAAAUUAUAUAGUAUCAUUUGGUCGUAACAAAAGAAAGUAAAAAGAUGAGUUUGUUAUUGGUUUUUAAUUAAACAGUAAUACAAAUAAUUGGAGUAUGUAAUAUACAGGCAAAAUAUGUUAUUUAUGGUGGGAAAUAUUUGUUAUGACAUCAACCUGGGGAUGACGUCACUAACUUUUA
Molecule: messenger RNA, 1452 nt
Organism: Gigantopelta aegis
Lineage: Eukaryota; Metazoa; Mollusca; Gastropoda; Neomphalida; Peltospiridae
Product: coiled-coil domain-containing protein 34-like
Exons: 4
Coding region: 113-1051 (312 amino acids)
Source: RefSeq, a predicted model, not a curated record